AUGAAGUUACUCUAUCCCGCCUCCAAUGACUUAGCUUCGCUCCCCGAAGCGUCUACAUCGACGAAAAUUUCGCGCUACGUCCCGUGCGAGAUUUGCGAGGGUUGUUGCUUGGGGCUCCGGCCUCCACACGGGUCUGAUGUGGUUCGCGACGACCUACCGAAACAGCCGGAGAAUUCCUUGUCCAACCUUGUAGAGUAUGAUUCGGACGACGAGGAUGGUCCCACGGAAUACCUCCAUCAGUGUUCUUGCGGGCAUGACGCGAAAGAGCAUGGUGCGGACCCGGACAAACUGGGCAGAGAAGAGUUUGGGCGUCGGGCGGAGAUUGCUGUGCGUCUCGAGCAACGAUUGGAGGCCAGCGGGAAUCUGCUGGAUUUUGACUACACAGACGCAGAAAUGGAAACUCUCCGAUCACAAUUCAAACUGCCCGAGCCCGCCGCGAGUCCCCUGACAGAAGCAGUGGCGUCACCCGGUAAGUUCCCCGCAAUCGCCACGAGGCACACACUCUCAACAACUGUGGCUGCGUUCCGUUGUUCGAUGCGCAUCUAA
This is a messenger RNA of Heterobasidion irregulare TC 32-1, 546 nucleotides long. RefSeq lists its product as uncharacterized. The record is from RefSeq and is a predicted model, not a curated record. The transcript is spliced from 2 exons. Lineage: Eukaryota; Fungi; Basidiomycota; Agaricomycetes; Russulales; Bondarzewiaceae. Bases 1 to 546 code for a protein of 181 amino acids.